AUGCUUGUUGGUCAAGGCAGUAUGAGGGGAGCCUUUUUGGCUCAGGUCAAGACUGAAGGUCAGAAUGGAGGACCACCACGCAUCACUAACUGGGUGGCAAAAGUGCAAUACCACAAUGAAUACCUAGACAUCAAACUCCAUGCAACCAAUGCCCAAAUGUACAAGGCAGCUGGACAUCUCCUUCAAGCAUACCAAGCACUUGUCCGCCAUUGUGUAAUCUUCAUUGGUGAAGAACACCUUCCCGCUCAAGUCUACUUUUUGGAAGCUUGCCUCCAAGGGGAGUACAUCAAAUACUCAAGCAAUGUUAACUUCUCUGUCACUGGCAGGCAACCUGGGAUAGACUUAGAUAACCUGUCUAUCAUGAACGCUUUUACCCAUUGGUCAUAUGUCAUUUCAAAUGGGGCUAGCCUUGUAUGUGAUCUGCAGGGAGUCGGAUCAACCAUCACAGAUCCUCAAAUAAUUGAUAGGGAUUAUGUUCGUUGGGCCAAUGGAAAUAAUGCCUCCAAAGGAAUACAACAUUUCUUAGAGAAUCACAUCUGCAAUGAUGUCUGUAGGGCUUUGAAGAUUGGCCCUCCCAAUGAUAUCAUGCCCCAAGUCACCAAUCCAACUCAACUUCAAAGAUUGGUUCAAUCACAGGUUGCCCAAGGACUUGGAGGACCAAGUCAAGCAGCCAGAUUUCUAACUGGGUCUCGUGCAAUGACUGAGAUCCAUUCCAACUCUGGCAUUUGUGCAAACCCUGCCCCAAGUCGUGCUUCCAUAGGAAAUCUGCCACGGCCUAAAUUCCUCACUUUCAACUGCUCAAAACCAGUCAAUUGCGUGAAAAUUACACUCAUUUAA
Molecule: messenger RNA, 837 nt
Organism: Puccinia graminis f. sp. tritici CRL 75-36-700-3
Lineage: Eukaryota; Fungi; Basidiomycota; Pucciniomycetes; Pucciniales; Pucciniaceae
Product: alphaK A7
Exons: 4
Coding region: 1-837 (278 amino acids)
Biological process (GO): protein phosphorylation
Molecular function (GO): protein serine/threonine kinase activity; ATP binding
Source: RefSeq, a predicted model, not a curated record